GCAUAACAGAAAAUUUGACACCGAAAGUUGUAAUGAAAAAAACAAUUGUAAAUAAAUAAAUACUUUUGCAAAAAUAAUAAUAAAAAUAGUUAAAAUAAAUAAAAUAAAAAGCCACUUACACCAAUGAAAAACCAAACCAUCACCACCUUUAAGUUGUCUUUAUAAAGACGCAUGACUCUAACUUCUAGUCCUCCCUCUUCUUCUCCUCUCUUUCUCUACUCCAAGUUUUCACAAUGACAUUCUUCAUCGAAGACACUAGUCUCAUCAUCAGCCACGUUCUCUACAAAACGGCACUUAUCAUCACCGUUUUACGAUGGAUCUUUGCAUGGAUCCUCCGUUACCGCUCAAGAUCCUCCUCAUCAUCAUCAUCUCAAUCCUCCUCUUCUCCUUCUAUUUCAUCACAAACCAUCAAAGAAAGCCUAGCCGUGUCCGCUUUCCGCGACGCGGUGGAGAGAUCUCCCGCGGCGAUAAACGACAUGUGUGCCGUGUGUCUAGGAGAUCUUGAAGACGAGGACGAAAUCAGAGAGCUUAGGAACUGUACUCACGUGUUUCAUCGUGAUUGUAUUGACCGAUGGCUAGAUUAUGAAUGUUGCGGCGGUGAUGAUGAUAACCACCGUACUUGUCCCCUAUGUCGAACGCCGUUGCUUCCAUCUUUCACUGAUUACUCAACCGUUACUCAAACUAGUUGGGCUGUUGAACGACUUCUUUACCUCUUCGGCGACGAUCUUCUUCCCUGACUUUUAUUUUUCUUUUAGAAAACAUUUGAUUUCAUAUUUUUUUUAUGAAUAUUGUAAUUGGUAGAGGGGUCGAAUAGGAAAUAUAAGAGUGAUUGAUCGCAAUUAUACGAAAUCGAAUCAAUUUGAUUUGAUUGUAUAUACAAAUGUUAAACUGUAUUAAUUCUCCUCUUCAGAUAAAUGUCUAACAUUUUUUAUUAUUAUUUCAACAUUUUUCAUUUAUUUA
Arabidopsis thaliana (thale cress) is the source of this 960-nucleotide messenger RNA. Its product is annotated as RING/U-box superfamily protein. Bases 234 to 737 code for a protein of 167 amino acids. NCBI's taxonomy places the organism in Eukaryota, Viridiplantae, Streptophyta, Magnoliopsida, Brassicales, Brassicaceae. The transcript has a single exon. The record is from RefSeq and is marked reviewed.